Messenger RNA from Lolium perenne, 1011 nucleotides. Its product is annotated as BAG family molecular chaperone regulator 2. The record is from RefSeq and is a predicted model, not a curated record. Gene Ontology annotation, molecular function: protein binding. NCBI's taxonomy places the organism in Eukaryota, Viridiplantae, Streptophyta, Magnoliopsida, Poales, Poaceae.
CGGCACCAUGACUACUACUCCUCACUACACACAGCUUUAAUCGAUUGCUAUACAUUAUACAGAAAGCUAAUUAAGGCCGUCGAUCAAGUAGAAACUAGCUACGCUCUGCGCAGUCAUGAUCAAGCUGAGGUACUCGAAGAAGCUGUUCAAGAGGAGCUCCUGGUCCAGGGGGAGUGCUUGCGGCAUCCGCCAUGGUGAUGUGGCAGGUGGCGUCGCCGGCGGCGGGGAGAUAGAGUGGGAAGUGAGGCCGGGAGGGAUGCUGGUGCAGAAGAGGGACGGGGAACGGGGGGAGGAGGUGAUCGUGGUGAGGGUCUCCACUGGAUUCUCUUGCCAUGAUGUGUCCAUUGGGGCUACCCGCACGUUUGGGGAACUGAAGGUGAUUCUGGCCAUGGCGACGGGGCUGCAGCCCAGGGAGCAGAGGCUGCUGUUCAGGGGCAAGGAGAGGGAGGACAGUGACCACCUCCACAUGGUUGGGGUGGGGGACAAGGACAAGGUCCUCUUGCUUGAGGACCCGGCCCUCAAGGAAAUGAAGCUCCGGGCCGCGAGAGGUGUCGCGCCCCGGCCCGUGCAAAGCCCGCGCCAAUCUUUUAUUCAGGUGUAGGCAAGGUCCGCCACAUGGAUCGACGCCCUAACUAUUAGCUCACGAACGGUGUUGCUAUUUGUUUUCAUCACCAAUUUCCGGAAUGUUUUAUAUCUGGGGUGGUCCGAGUGGGAGCGUGUUUUUGGCUCCUCGCUUUGGUUAAUGUUAGUGCCGCUCCAUUGUAGGGCAGAUUAAGGGUCCCUUGUGAUGAGAGUGAGAGCUUUCCUAAUCAUGUUAGUUAGUUCGUUGGAAGUGUCAAGCAACCAUGGUGGUUGUGAUGUGAUGUUAAGUCUGAUGCUGGGCCUGCUCAUGUUAUCCCUACUCCCUAGUGAUAUGGUCCUUUCCGAUUUCCGUCCAUGGAUUAUGGAUGGGACAAAGUCAUAAUAUGUAUGUGACUUGUGUUCUCAUGAAUGAAAGGAACUAAACCUAAA